GUGGACUAAAGCCAAAAAGCAGUCUCUUUAGUUCAGCCGUCGACCGCGGUUCGUUGUUUUGUUUGCCAGUCUUACCCGUUUUGUUGAACCGCAUCAUUUAGAGAGGUUACAUAUUACUCUAACCAAUAAUGGCGGCCAGUAACGGUGAUUCCAAAAUGAGCCAACAGGGGCCAGUUUUUGACUCCAAUGCGAUGACGCUGACGCGUUUCGUGUUGCAGGAGCAACGCAAAUUCAAAGGCGCCACCGGAGAUUUGUCCCAGCUGCUCAACUGCAUCCAAACGGCGAUAAAAGCCACUGCCUCGGCCGUCCGUAAGGCUGGAAUUGCCAAGCUUCACGGAAUCGCCGGCGACGUAAAUGUCCAAGGCGAGGAAGUCAAGAAACUGGACGUGCUGUCCAACGAACUCUUCAUCAACAUGCUCAAAUCGUCCUACACCACAUGUCUGAUGGUUUCCGAGGAGAAUGAGAAGGUGAUCGAGGUGGAGGUAGACAAACAGGGCAAGUACAUUGUCUGCUUUGAUCCCCUGGAUGGAUCUUCUAAUAUAGACUGCCUAGUGUCGAUCGGUUCGAUCUUUGCCAUAUAUCGCAAGAAGAGCGAUGGUCCACCCACCGUGGAGGAUGCUUUGCAGCCUGGCAAUCAGUUGGUGGCUGCCGGAUAUGCGCUCUACGGCUCGGCCACUGCUAUUGUUUUAGGUCUGGGAUCCGGAGUGAAUGGCUUCACCUACGAUCCGGCUAUCGGAGAGUUCAUCCUCACUGAUCCAAACAUGCGGGUACCAGAAAAGGGAAAGAUCUAUUCGAUUAAUGAGGGCUACGCUAGCGAAUGGGAGGCCGGCGUGUUCAACUAUAUUGCAGCCAAAAAGGAUCCCACAAAGGGUAAGCCAUACGGUGCCCGUUACGUGGGUUCCAUGGUCGCAGAUGUUCACCGUACCAUUAAAUACGGUGGCAUCUUCCUCUACCCGGCCACCAAAUCCGCUCCCAGUGGAAAACUCCGCCUGCUAUAUGAGUGCAAUCCAAUGGCUUAUCUAAUGAUUCAAGCUGGCGGACUAGCCAGUGAUGGAAAGAUUAGCAUUUUGGACAUUGUACCCAAGAAGAUUCACGAACGCAGUCCCAUAUUCUUGGGUUCCAAGGCUGAUGUGGAGGAGGCGCUAAGCUACUUGAAGUGAUUUUUGUAAUUUUUGUAACUUAAGAAUAAAGGACAUUUUAUUUUUUACUAAAAAA
This is a messenger RNA of Drosophila eugracilis, 1215 nucleotides long. It is a transcript of the gene fbp, whose product is annotated as fructose-1,6-bisphosphatase 1. Gene Ontology annotation, biological process: sucrose biosynthetic process; fructose 1,6-bisphosphate metabolic process; fructose metabolic process. The coding region runs from base 129 to 1160 and encodes 343 amino acids. Gene Ontology annotation, cellular component: cytoplasm; cytosol. NCBI's taxonomy places the organism in Eukaryota, Metazoa, Arthropoda, Insecta, Diptera, Drosophilidae. Gene Ontology annotation, molecular function: fructose 1,6-bisphosphate 1-phosphatase activity. The record is from RefSeq and is a predicted model, not a curated record. The transcript has 5 exons.